UGCCACGCUGUGUCUCUGGCAUGUGGUCGUCAUCUACGGCCAUGGCUCCCUCGGGGGAGAGGAAAGGAGGAGAUCCGACUGAGCUUUUGAAGAUCUUCGCAUCCCUCCACAAGCUUCCAGUUCAUCUAUUUCGCAACAUUACAUAUAUGUGAAUGUAUAUAUCUGAAAGCUGAAUGGCGGAAGCUGUGAUGGCUGGAGUUCCGGCGCUGCUGCGGCGGUUGCUGGCGGCGGUGAUGUGUUGCUGCUUGGCGAGUCAUCUUCUUCUUCUUCCUCUUCCAGCUCAGGCCAUCUGGUUGAAGCUACCAAGUUCCGGAACCAAGUGCUUGUCGGAGGAGAUCCGGAGCAACGUCGUCGUUCUCGCUGACUACGACGUCAUCAACGACAAUUCGCAUGAACGUUCCGACAUCCCCACCAUCUCCGCCAGAGUAACAUCACCCUACGGAAACAAUCUGCAUCACCAAGAAAAUGUGACUCAUGGUCAAUUUGCAUUUACAACAAAAGAGUCUGGCAGCUAUGUGGCAUGUUUCUGGGUGGGCAGUAAACUCCAAGGUGACCACAAUGUAACUGUUAGUCUUGAAUGGCGAAUUGGAAUUGCUGCCAAGGAGUGGGAAACAGUUGCAACGAAAUCAACCAUCGAGAGUAUUGAAUUUGAAUUGACAAAACUUGAAGGAGCAGUUGAAGACAUCCAUGAAAAUUUAAUUCAUCUCAAGAACAGGGAAGCAGAAUUGAGGGAAGUCAGUGAAACGGCCAAUGCUAGAGUGGCUUGGUUCAGUAUAAUGUCCCUUGGCGUCUGCAUCAUUGCUUCAGUUUUGCAGUCAUGGCACUUGAAGCGCUUCUUCAGAAAGAAAAAACUCAUCUAGCUGUUACAUUCUAAUAAUUCUUUUCAUGAGAGUUAAAAACAGAAUAUUUCUGUUAAUCCUUGCUUGACCAGCACCAUAGUGUUACUACUUGAGAAAAGGGAUCAGUGAUUGUAGCUGCAACAGAAGAUGAUUUAACUUCUAAGCCACAUUUUCCUCUUGCAUCCGGUAGAUUGUGAUGGGGAGGAAUUUCUUUGUUGUUCUCUUCAGUUUCUUUGCCUCCAAACAACUGUAUCUGUACGCCCACCAAUGUGAGGGUCUGUUUGGAACCAAAUUUGGAUUUUGGACUGCUCACUGCUGAUUUAUGGGUUAA
Diospyros lotus (date-plum) is the source of this 1170-nucleotide messenger RNA. Its product is annotated as transmembrane emp24 domain-containing protein p24delta3-like. Gene Ontology annotation, biological process: endoplasmic reticulum to Golgi vesicle-mediated transport; Golgi organization; intracellular protein transport. The coding region runs from base 174 to 860 and encodes 228 amino acids. Gene Ontology annotation, cellular component: COPII-coated ER to Golgi transport vesicle; Golgi apparatus; endoplasmic reticulum. The transcript is spliced from 4 exons. NCBI's taxonomy places the organism in Eukaryota, Viridiplantae, Streptophyta, Magnoliopsida, Ericales, Ebenaceae. The record is from RefSeq and is a predicted model, not a curated record.